AUGGUGAAAAGCUAUACUCGGUAUGAGCCGUUAAACAACUUUGGAGUAGUCUGCUCCUCUACUUGUAACAUUAUUACAAGACGUUCUGAGGGAUCAAAGUCAAUUGGCAGAUGUUUCGUUGGAGCACUCGAAUCUGUGUUGGAAUGGGACUUAAAGACUGGAGAGUUGUUAUCUAAAUGGAGAGACUCGGACUGUUCUGCAAGUGCUACUGCCAUAAGUAGCUUUGGUGAGCUCUUCGCGGUGGGUUAUAGUGAUGGUUCAAUUCGUCUGUGGCAGAAAGGUUCUCUUCAAGUUACUUUGAACGGACAUAAAAAUGCAGUUACUGCCCUGCAGUUCAAUAACGAUGGUACGAAGCUUGCCAGUGGUAGCAAGGACACUGAUAUUAUUCUUUGGGAUGUCGUCGGUGAAACUGGUCUAUACCGUUUACGAGGUCAUAAGGACCAAAUUACGGAAGUUCGAUUUUUGGCGUCCCCAAUUAGUGAUGAGACCGAUACUUCAUCCACUUCUGAACAAGAAUAUCUUCUUUCUGCAGGAAAGGACUCAUUUUUAAAAUUAUGGGAUUUGUCUGCCCAACAUUGCAUUGAGACACAUGUUGAACAUCAUGGCGAAAUUUGGGCUCUGGCCGUUACUCCAGAUGAAAAACGUUGUCUGACGGCUGGUACGGAUUCAGACAUAAAAGUCUGGUCCAUUUCACUUCCAUCGGAUGGCGUUCUUCGACCUGAUGUAAAAGCUAUAUCUUUUUUGGGCUCGAUACCCCGUUUGAGCAAAGAACGCCCUAUAAGUGUUCAGUUUAAUGACAACGGCAAAUUUGUUGCUAUUCAGUCGCAUGAUCGUGUUCUUGAGGUUUUGCAACUCCGUACCGAAGAGGAGCUUCAAAAAAUCUUAAACCGUCGCCGUCGUCGUAAAAAGAGUGAGGACGUCUCGCUCGCCUUAAAGGAUGAAUUUGCACAGUUUGCCAUCAUCCGUGCACCCGCUCGAAUAUCUUCGGUUUCGUGGACCGUGGAUGGAAAGAAUCCUGCUCUGGUUUGCUCACUUGGGAACAACUCUAUAGAUGUUUAUACUUUGAAUACGAAGGCCUCUGCUGACGUUCCCGUUACAGAGCGGCAUACGAAGACGCAUGCUAUUGAGCUUCCUGGACAUCGUGCUGAUGUGAGAACCUUGUCUUUGUCCAUAAAUCACGAUGUUCUCCUUAGUGGUGCGAAUGGCUCCUUGAAAAUUUGGAACGUUAAAACUGGAACGUGUUUGCUAUAUUGUCGCUGCUUCAAAAAUGGUGACAUCGAGAUUUAUGAUGUUGCUGGUUCUUCGCUCGUUGAAACUAUAAAGGCGCACGAUGGUGCGAUUUAUGAUCUUUCUGUCAGCCAGGAUGGUAGUUCUUUUGCUACUGCAUCGGCUGACAAGACCGUGAAGCUCUGGUCCAUUAAAGCUUCGACGGACUUGGUGCCUGGUACUACACGCAAGAUUGACUCCAUAAAAAUUAAACAAACACGCCAGAUUGAUUUUAAUGACGAUGUUCUUUCUGUCAAGCUUUCACCUGACGGUCGCUUAAUAGCAGCAUCCUUACUUGAUAAUACCGUAAAGGUUUAUUAUUUGGAUACCUUAAAGCUGUUUUUAAAUCUUUAUGGUCAUAAGUUGCCAGUACUUUCCAUGGAUAUUGCCUAUGAUAGUAAGCUUUUGGUCACUUGCAGUGCCGACAAAAAUGUUAAGCUUUGGGGUUUGGACUUUGGUGAUUGUCACAAAUCUAUCUUCGCUCACCAAGAUUCAAUUAUGGAUGUGGCUUUCCAACCCAAUUCUCACAACUUCUUCACUUGUUCAAAAGACCAUGAGGUUCGCUACUGGGACGGCGAUUCUUUUGACCUCAUCUUAAAAUUACGUGGUCACCAUUCGGAGGUUUGGUGUAUUGCCGUUGCCCCUACCUUCGUUGUAAGUGGUUCUCAUGAUCAUUCUAUUCGUGUUUGGGCUGAGUCCGACGAUUUAGUCUUUUUGGAAGAAGAAAAAGAACGCGAGUUGGAGGAGCAAUACGAAUCUACACUCGUCAACUCUUACGAACGUGAUGAACAAAUUGCCGACACGGAUGAGGCACAACAAGACAGUGUUGCUGCGGUUACUAAGCAAACGGUGGAGAGUUUAAAGGAUGGUGAAAAAUUGAUGGAAGCGCUGGAGAUUGGUAUUGCUGAUUUAGAUUUGGAAAUUCAGUAUCUUUUAGAAAAGAGAACACGACCCAACAUGGCACAUCCACCGAGAAACCCCAUUCUGGCACAUCUUAAGCUCUCGGCUGAAGAGUAUGUCCUUAGUGUUCUGAAAAAGAUUCGGACUAGUCAUCUUGAGGAUGCAUUGUUGGUCUUGCCUUUUGAUAGGGUGUUGGGUCUAUUCCGUUUCGUUGAUAUCUGGGCUCGUCGAGAAUGGGCAAUUCCUCUUUGUUGCCGUGUUUUAUUUUUCCUCAUUCGCACAUAUAACAAACAGCUUUCUUCAAACGAGGUGAUGGUUCCUUUAUUAAACAACAUCCGUACUAGUCUGCGGAAGUCGUUGUCGAAAGAACGCUCUAUGAUCGGCUAUAAUUAUGCUGGUCUGUCCUACUUAAAGAGAGAGUGGGAAAUGAAUCACAAUUCUUCUCUUGAAGAUGUCGACAGGACGUUGAUGGAGAAUGAUGGUAAAAAGCGUGCAUUUUCUAAUAUCGUUUAG
Molecule: messenger RNA, 2679 nt
Organism: Schizosaccharomyces japonicus yFS275
Lineage: Eukaryota; Fungi; Ascomycota; Schizosaccharomycetes; Schizosaccharomycetales; Schizosaccharomycetaceae
Product: U3 snoRNA associted protein Dip2
Exons: 2
Coding region: 1-2679 (892 amino acids)
Biological process (GO): maturation of SSU-rRNA from tricistronic rRNA transcript (SSU-rRNA, 5.8S rRNA, LSU-rRNA); endonucleolytic cleavage to generate mature 5'-end of SSU-rRNA from (SSU-rRNA, 5.8S rRNA, LSU-rRNA); endonucleolytic cleavage in ITS1 to separate SSU-rRNA from 5.8S rRNA and LSU-rRNA from tricistronic rRNA transcript (SSU-rRNA, 5.8S rRNA, LSU-rRNA)
Cellular component (GO): small-subunit processome; nucleolus; Pwp2p-containing subcomplex of 90S preribosome
Molecular function (GO): U3 snoRNA binding
Source: RefSeq, a predicted model, not a curated record